GGUCAGACAGCCAUCCAGUCAUGGCGCUGUGGUGCUGCACCAAGAUCCUCUGCAGGUUGUCUGCAGGGUGGUUUCCUCUGCUGCUCUCAUUACUGCUAUGGCAAACGAUCUGCGCUGCCCCAUCUUGCCCACGGAUGUGCAGCUGCCCUGGUGUUAAAGAGGUCCACUGUACGUUCAGACACCUGACCAUCAUACCAAAAACCUUUCCUAGAGACACAGAGAGGCUCAACCUGGGAUAUAACAGCCUGACUGAGGUGGAGGGGUCUGAAUUCAGGCCAUUACGGCAACUGGAAAUGCUCAUGUUGCAUGGCAAUGACAUUAACACAGUCCACUCUGGAGCAUUUUACAGCCUAAGAUCACUACAGAUCUUGAAGCUGAGCUACAACAAACUGACAUCAGUGAACCCUGGUUUGUUUGAGGGGCUUGUUGGUUUGAUCCGUCUCCAUCUGGACCAUAACCUCAUUAACUUUAUAGAGCCAUACUCCUUCUCCAGCCUGACCUCACUAAAACUUUUGCAGCUGGAGGGGAACCUCCUCAAAGAUAUUCACCCCCAUACCUUCAUAACAGUGUCACUGCUUGGAAGCUUUUGGACCUCUGGACUAAAGCAUUUACACCUGUCAGACAAUCUGUUGGAGCAGCUCCCUUCCGCAGCAUUGCAGACUGCUCCGAGGCUCGAGCUCCUCUCUCUUCAUGGUAAUCCUUGGACCUGUGACUGUCAACUUCGCUGGUUGGUAGAAUGGAGCUCCAAACAUGAAGGUGUAAUAAAGUGCAAAAAGGAACGUGGCUCCAUUGAGACAUGCCCCCAAUGCUCUUCUCCUCACUCCUUGAAUGGUACUCUCUUCUUAGGGUUAACCCCAAACAAGCUUACUUGUGAACGGCCAACUCUUCAAUCCCCUCUCAAACAGUGGGACAAUCCCAUGUGGGCUGAAUCUGAAACAGAGCCAGACCUGCCAUACACCAGGGACUUUGAAAAACCCUUGGGCAACUUGACUUUUGUUCUCUCCGACAGCCAUGGGAAUCAGGCACAUGUGGAGUGUAGUGUGCGCCAACCUGUGCAUAAUACACCUAUAACCUGGACUGUAAAUCCUCAGUUACCCGGGCAGUUAUCUGUCAAUGUAUCAUUGGCGACUGUUCUUGAAUGUGAGAUUGAUCGGGAAACAUUACAAAAUCUAUGGCAACUAGUUGCAUAUUACUAUGAAAGCCCUGCUAUCUUGGAGAGAGGUCAACAAAGAGGAAACGCAACCUACCAGUAUGUCCAAGCUAUAAAUGAGAAUUCCCCAUAUUUCACAGAAUUAAAAGGACAUUUAGAAGCAGAACCAUCAUGGCUGCUUCAACCUAGAGUCACUUUGAGGCUCAACAGGCAGCAGACAACAACUAAGAAAUUAGUGAUGGAUUUCACUACUUUAAUUUCUAAGGAUGUUAAUAGAGGGCAUAAUGAUAACAAUGACUUCACUUCUUCCUGGGCACUGAUUCAAAGAGCAACUGCAGGGCGGAUUCAGACAGCAAUUGAGGGCUCAAAGGUCCAUUUGGGGUGCAAUGUUGCAACUUCCAAUCCGGAGAUGAAAGUUGAAUGGAUCCUUCCAGACUUGUCCAUAGUAGAGGAAGCAGAUACAAAAACAAACAUUUUAGAAGGAGGAAAACUUUUGAUUUUAAAUGCCACACUGUCUGAUUCUGGCCUCUAUCACUGUAUGGUCAGAACCAAAGCUGGUGUGGAUUUCAUGCCCUUGAGGCUCACAAUUAAAGAACUUUCACUUAGCCCCACGGCUUUCAAUGGGAAGAAAAUUGUCAGUGAAAAGGGCCAAUCAUUAGCUAUUCCAUGUGACGUAACUUCAGUUCAGCCCAGUCAAACUGUGUGGUACCUACCCAAAAAUCACAUUCUUCUCCCCACACAGAAGACAAGACGAGCAGAAGUGGUGGAAAAUGGGACUUUGGUAAUAAGAAAACUGACACAAGAGGAUACUGGAGAAUACAGCUGCUUAGCCUCAAAUCUUUAUGGAGUUGACAUGCUAUCACACAGGGUGGAAGUCACUGAUGGGAAGGCUCUAGAAAAGUCUAAAGUACCAACAGAGAGAGUGGGGAAGCUCUUACCAAAUAGCAUGGACGAAGAUGGUUCAGGAGAAUAUUACCAGGAAAUUAUACGCCCUUUUGCUACACAAUUUCCAAAGAAGGUUGAAACAGAGCAAAGGAAUCCCAACGGAUUUUCCCAAAAAAUUCAAAAAGAUUCAAAACGAAAACCCAAUAAAUCAGUUAAGGAAUUGUAUCCAAAUCGUUGGGCAGAGAUAUUGGCAAAACAUAAUGUUAAACCAAGUAUUACUCUGCCUACAGAGCAGUCAUUAGAGGACCCCAGCAUUAUAAUACUCAAAAUGAGUACUCCAAAAUCCACUACAACAAUCUCAACUACGACCAACAACUUACCCGAUACUACUACCCCUCCUGAUAUAACAGUAGAGUCAACAUUUGUUUCCCUGAACACAAGAGUUGAGCCAGAGACCCAUUCUGAACAAGAAAAAAAAGAUGAUAUAAGUAAAUACAUUGAAUACAAUGUAACACCGAAAAGUCUCCCACCACCUCCCAGAAUUAUGGAAAUAUCUACAUCUUUCACAGACCCUCCAGUAAGUGGAACCCCCCAGCCAACUAAUGAUUCUGAGAAGAAGCAUUUUGGAGCGAGGCGAAGGAACUACAACUUUGCUCCUGGUCAGUCAAGGAGAAGACCCCCUUACAGACGUAGAAUACACCCAUCAAGGAGAGUUCAUUCACACCUAACCCCACUCAACCGUCCAGUAAACAGGCCUCAAACAACUGUUCUUCCUACAACCACUACACCGCCGCCAACAACAACCACUACUACCACUACAACAACUACUACUACAACACCUGCUCCAACCACAACACCUGCUCCAACCACAACACCUACUCCAACUACAACACCUGCUCCAACCACAAUGGAAAACAAUGAAAACCUAUCUUCGGAGUAUCAGACAGUAGAAGAUGAAGAUGAAUACUAUGAAGAAUAUAGUUAUAAGGAUGGUGAUAGCUUGGAUGCUAAGGAAAAUUUAAACAGUGAAAGUCUUCAUACUACACAUGAACUUGACAAUCUCCUUACCACAGUCCCAACAGUUACAGGGAUAACAUUAAGCAGACAUAACAUACCUGAUCCAAAGACAACCAUCACUCCAAAGAUAGAUAGCACCCCUCAUCCAACUGAAAGGACAGUUAAUGAAAAUGAGAGAUUUACGGUCAAUCCAAAGAAACCUGAUAAGUGGAGGGUUGAUAUCAGAACACAGACUGAAGAAAAGGGCAGACACAGUAAAAACCACGAAGAAGAGAAUGAGAGGGGGGUAAUAACAGAAAUGGAAAUACACAAAAACCACAAAACAGCCAUUGAAGCAGGUGAGAGUGAGACAUACAAAUCUAAAAAGGAGGGGGUUCUACAGAGCUACAAUACAGGGGAUAGCAUCCUAUUAACAACACAAAUUAGACCAAGACCCAACACUCGACCUUCAACAGGGCAAAAUAUACCAACUCAUGCAAGAACUUCAUCUACCAAAGACAUAACCUCAGAUUCAACCAAAGGAAGGACAAAAGAUGUCACACAGCGUGACGGUAAAGAGGUAAACAAUUCAAGGGAAAAGCCUGAGAUCCACAUUUUCCCAAUAAUGGAACCACUUCAUCCCUGGCUCCAUCCAAAAAAACAGGGACAAGGGCAACCUACCACUUCCAGGAUAACACACCCAAACCAAGAUAGAAAUACAGCAAGACGAGGUGAAGUCAAUCCUGACAGACAUUCUCAGCCUCAGCCUCCUAGAGUCACCCCGACCUCCCACUGGCCUUCACUCUAUCAUCAUCAUUACUACCCUCUCUACCCUUCAUGGCCAAGUCAAAGGUCAUUUCCUCCUCCAAGGCAAGGUCCUGGGCUACAACCUAUGCCCACCCAUCGAUCCUGGUCUCUCACCCACCCCUGGGUUAAAAACCCUGUUGUAACCAACAGACCAGAAAUCACUGCUGAAACAGUCAAGCCCACAACUACACCCACUGAAAUAACAGGAAACCAUCAGUUUACACUCCCUAAUCCCCCCUUGUCGCAUAAUCAUCAUCGAAAUCAUCAUGUUGAUGGCAGGACCCAACAUAUAGAUCAAGUUUUUCUGUCAAGGCUAAGGAACAGAUACAGACAGGCACAGCUCGACCGCAUUGCUCAGCUCGGAAGGAUGGUUACAGCCAAACCUCAUACAAGCUACUACAAUCCUCCAUCUCCAGUUGCACCAAAACCUAACCCUCCAUCACUGCAUACACCCUCCUCUUCUAAGCAACCAGUGGCCACUGAUUCUGACAUUUACAACCUGAAUCCACCAAACCCUGCUAAACCUUCAUCCUCAUCAUCCUCUGGUUUUAUCACAACAUCUCGCCCUUACCACCCCACCAACCCUGGAGUUCUGCAUGGAAGUUGGCGGCCCAUUGGAGGACGAAUAAGCUCUCGGCGGCCAACAGCUGCCCCACCUUUUCCAUGGAUGUUGGGUGUUGGAAGUGGAGGAAUGAAACCUCGCAUCACCACAGUGACCGCAGCCAGUGUGUCAGCACUUGCAGAAAGUGAUGUCUUCCUGCCCUGCAAAGCAACAGGGAAUCCACAACCUACCAUUGCAUGGACCAAAGUCUCCACAGGUGCUACAGUCCCAGCCAAUACCAAGCAUGGUCUCCGUUUUGAAGUUUUCAAAAAUGGAACUUUCAUUAUUAAAAACAUCCAGCUUCAGGAUCGAGGCCAGUACCUCUGCACGGCUCAGAAUCAGUUUGGAUCAGACCGCAUGGUUAUCACCUUAGCUGUCCAGACUGAGGCGCCAAAGAUCCAAACACCGAAGUCCACAGAGAUAGCGGUCUACCUCGGGAACAGUUUGACUUUGGACUGCCUUGCUUCUGGAAAACCACCAGCCCAAAUUUCCUGGAUUCUUCCGGAUAAGACAUUUGUUCGUAAUGUCGGGACAGUUCACACUCCUCUCUCUCCAAUGUCUCUGCUUCAAAAUGGAACCCUGCAAAUAACUUCUGCUAAUUUCUCCACCAAAGGGGACUAUAAAUGUAUUGCGAGUAAUGCAGCAGGUGCUGAUACAAUUACUUAUCAUCUCCAUGUGGCUGCUCUGCCUCCAAGCAUCAGUGAGGGACCAAUGGAUACUAUUAUCGUUCAGCCAGGCAAGAGUGUCUACAUCCACUGCUCUGUAAAAGGCGAACCAAUGCCUGCUCUGAAAUGGAUGCUCCCAGCAGGCGUUCAGAUAAAACCAACACAGUUUCUGGGACGAAGGCUGUUUGUCUUCCCUAACGGGACACUGUUUGUGAAGAAUGUUUCACCACUGGAUGGGGGGAGGUAUGAUUGUGUGGCCACUAAUGCUGUUGGAAUGACCAAAAGGUCUGUCCAGCUGGAGGUGAGGGCAGAUUCUCCCUCAUUCUUCCACCAGCCUGCUCCUCCUCCUCUUCCCAUUCCUUCCACUCAUCGACAUGCUGUGCCAUCCCGCCAACACUCGGUCUCUGCUAUGUAUGGUUCUGCUGUCUACCUCCACUGUCCAGAGUCAACCGGAUCCACAAGGGGGACCAUCUGGCAGCUACCCUCGAAGACCAUACUAGAGUAUCGAUACAGUCCGGAGAGACCAAUUAAAGUUUUCCGUAAUGGGACUCUGAGGAUUCUUCAGCUAACAGAACAAGAUGGUGGAAAUUAUCUAUGUGUCUUUCAAAGGCCUAAUGGGGAGGACAUGGAGCUCUUCCAGGUGGAAGUACUGAUGACUGCUCCCAGAAUCGAACAUGUGAGAACUCCACAGACCAAGGUCACCUUUGGAGACAAUUUCCAGGUGGACUGUGUUGCAUCGGGCCUCCCUGACCCAGAAGUGUCUUGGGGUCUUCCAGAUGGAACUUUAAUCAACAAUGCACUUCAGUCAGAUGACAGUGGUCUUCGUAACCGCCGCUAUGUUAUCUUUGGCAAUGGAACUUUACUUCUCCAGCACAUGGGGAAAAAAGACGAGGGUGACUAUACUUGCUAUGCCAAAAACAAACUUGGCAAAGAUGAACGAAAGGUCAGCGUCAAAGUGGGACCAAACGCUCCACAGAUUAAACUAAAAUCACAAUCUUUGGUGAUAGUGAAGCUGGGGAAAUCUGCUAAAUUCAGUUGUCAGGCAACAGGUGAACCUACACCAAGAAUCAUUUGGAUCUCACCACAAAAUAAGGUGAUAUCUGCCUCAUCAGACCAAUUUUACAUAAUGGACAACGGGACUUUGGUGCUGAAAAGGGUAAGACUUGCUAAUGAAGGUAAAUAUGCAUGUAUAGCACGGAAUUCUGCUGGUGAUGACGUUAAAAACAUCAAACUUGAAAUUGAGCCACAGGAACCUUUUAUCAAUGGAAUGGAAGGAAAGAGAACAACAGCGGUUUUGGGUGUUUCCUAUCAAACGAUGCUUCUGGAUUGCAGAGUGGAGGGAAAACCUGAACCAAGAGUAUGGUGGGUUACUCCCUAUGGCCACUCACUCACAGCACCCUACCUUGGUGGUCGCUUCCAAGUACACCAGAAUGGUAGCUUGGAGCUGAGAGGAGUGAGGAAAUCAGAUGGAGGGAGAUACAUGUGUGUAGCUAAGAACCAUCUAGGUGAAGCUUCACUUUUGGUGGAAUUAGAAGUGGCAUCACUAGCAGAGAAACCCAGCUUUGCUGUUCCCAAUAUUGAAAUCUUACCAAUAAAGCAAGAUGGUGGGGAACUGAUCCUGGACUGUUCUGCUCGUGGAAAGCCAAACCCAGAAUUUACAUGGAUACUACCAAAUGGGACGUUGUUAUCCCCCGGUGAUAGACUCCAACGCUUCACACACCAUUUGGGUAAUGGAACUCUACGGAUCUCUCAACCUGUUGCAACUGAUAAGGGAGUGUACCGGUGCCUGGCAAAAAAUGUGGCAGGACACGCAGAAAAACGCUAUGCACUCGAAGCAGGCAGAAAACCAAUGAUCAGAGGAUCUACAGGUGGGAUGAAGAUAACCUAUGGCCUUCACCUUAACUUGCCUUGUACCGUUGAUGGCUGGCCACAGGCAUCAAUCACUUGGACCCUGCCCAAUGGCCUUGUUUUGGACAAACCUCAAACCAUAGGUCGGGUAUCUUUUCUGGCCAAUGGGACCCUCCAGCUCAGGCAGGUGGCAACCUUUGACAAAGGAACUUACAUCUGUAAAGCCUUUAACUCGUUUGGCUCAUCAACACUAUCGUAUCCAGUUGAGGUGAUGGUGUUUCGACCACGCAUCAUCAGUUCGAUGACCUCAAUAACAAGCGUAACCCGGGGAUCACCAGUGACAUUGAACUGCAUUGCCACUGGUAUUCCUAAACCCGAAAUUUCAUGGACGUUGCCUGGACGCACAACACUGGUUCCACAUAACCGGUACACAGUACAAGGAGGGAUCCACAUGACAGAAGAGGGCAGUCUGGUUAUACAGAACCCCGUGCUCACAAACUCUGGUAUUUACAAAUGCAACGUUAAAAAUGCACUUGGAACAGACUUCAAAUCUACAUACCUACAAGUCGUCUGAGUGACGACUGCAGCUGUUCUCUGUUGGUAAAAUGAAAGCAGUAUAAAUCUGGAUGAGGGAUUUUCCUCAAGGAUUGUAAUGUUAUACUGUAGAUAAAAGACAUUUUGGAGACAGAGUCACAGCUGCCUACUAAAGGUGGAUUGAGAUUCCUCAAAAAGCACUUUCCACUGAACAAUGACAUUGACUUAACAUGGAUAUUUACCUUUUAAAACUGUCUUAAUUUUUGUUUUAAGGUAUACUGUAUGUCUUGACAACUGAACAAUUUUGCUUUUACGUAACAUACAAUCAUUGUUCUUCAUUUAAAGCAAAUUAAGAACAUUUGUGUUGAGGUAUCUAAAUGUAAUUUUUACCUUUUGUAUACAUAUUGUUGUUGACGUUCUGUUAUGUUACAGAUCAGUGGCUCUUAUUUGAUGAUACAAAUGACCCCUGUUGCUGCUCUACAGGGGAUAUUAGCAAAUGCAUCAAUAUCACGUAUUCCUCUUCAUAACGGUGGAAAGGAAUUUAGCUUAAAAUACUUACUAGCAUGUUGUAAACCAACAGUUUUAAGCAGGUGAAUGACAUUAAUACAAAACAAACAUGCCCAGAAAAAAAUGUAUGUAUUACAUUGUGUCUUAAAGACACAAUG
Molecule: messenger RNA, 8151 nt
Organism: Solea senegalensis (Senegalese sole)
Lineage: Eukaryota; Metazoa; Chordata; Actinopteri; Pleuronectiformes; Soleidae
Product: matrix-remodeling-associated protein 5
Exons: 16
Coding region: 21-7526 (2501 amino acids)
Cellular component (GO): extracellular region
Molecular function (GO): protein binding
Source: RefSeq, a predicted model, not a curated record